UAAAGCAAGGUCUUUCUCUUCCCUCCUUCACAGCCUACUGCACGCAUGCCGCAGACUCUCUCCUUCACGGGAAAGGACAUCCUCAACGGUCAGCUCGUCGACGGCGAACAUGCCGUAUACGACGUCGCCACUACAGGUGGACUCCUUGGUCGCAAGGUAACCACCCUACAGGCGGCUGGCGGGUCUCUGUUGGCGACACUACACUGGCGCAAGCGUUGCCUGGAUGUUAGAGGGCAGAUUCUGUCCAUCGACGAUCAUGUGAGGCCGCACGAGAAGGCCAGGUUAUGGCAAUGGAACAACGCAACAUACGAGGUGCAGUUCAUGCCUGGCGAGUGGACAGUUAAGGCUCCUUCGGGCGAUGUCCUCGCGCGCUUUCGCCCUACCCACAUACCCGGCAAGAAGCAGCCUCACAUCGUUUGGGAGCGGGAGCUCUCGGCAGCGGACGCCGCUUUCCUCAUUCUUGCACUCUUGUACUCGGAGAAGAAGUGGAAGCCGUUCCUGCAAUAUACAGAACCAGAAUCUGGAGCGAAUGCAAAUGCGGAUGGCCAGGUCUACUUCGCUGCUACAUACGAUCAGAACCCAUCUCGCGGUGUCUAUGGUGGGUAUAUAGGCGGCUCGGAGAGUAACAACGAGAAUGCGGGCUUUGCUGGGUAACGCUACGGUUUGUGUAACUGGCAAUGUUGACCCACUCGUCGGGUGCCAGUGGCUUCAUCGAGAAAUCCGCUAUUUCUUGGUUCUCAGAUUUUCCCGGUAGCGUAAGGAAGACAUGC
Messenger RNA from Schizophyllum commune H4-8, 770 nucleotides. RefSeq lists its product as uncharacterized. The transcript has 3 exons. Bases 46 to 654 code for a protein of 202 amino acids. The record is from RefSeq and is a predicted model, not a curated record. Lineage: Eukaryota; Fungi; Basidiomycota; Agaricomycetes; Agaricales; Schizophyllaceae.